UUAGAUGUAGUGCUGUCGCCACACUCUUUGAGAAGUCAUUGCUGUGAACUCUUUUGAACAUGGUACUUGUCUAGUACCAGACUCUGCUGAUGCCACCAUGUCCUCUUUGGGCCAUAAACUCUCUCAACACACUUGAUGCCAUCACAGCAGGCGAGCUACAAGUCCUACAGGCUGGAGGAUGGGGAAUAUGAUGCGGGGUGUGAGUGCCAGCGACCAAGUCAACACAGACCCUGACAGCUCCCAAAAGGGCUUGGAAGACGACAUGUUGGUAGUGCUUCAGGACUACCCGUCUUGUGAAAUCAGCGAGCCCAUCUACAGGAUGGGGGAGAAGCUCAGACUCGUCACUCAGUACGAUCAUGUUUUUGCAUUAUUGAUUAAAAACAAUCCAGUUUUGCGAUCCAGACACACAUUUGGUAGACAGACAAUCUCAAAUAACUGUGAGGAAAUAAAAAGUCUAGCAAAAAAGAAUGUCUUUUUUUUGUUUUGUAGCUUGAUGUAUAGAGAAGUGCUUACACAAAAAGGUCAGUGGUUGAUUCCUCUUUGCCUCUUUAUGAUGGUCAGGGAGGCUUACUGGUGGAGAGUCCGCUCUGUCCAAACAGGAAAGGAGAACUAUAUACCCAACAGCCAUGUGGCCAAAGUGUACCAUGGCUGGCUGUUUGAGGGGGUGGAGAGGCAGAAGGCUGAAGAGCUGCUCUGUCUACCUGGGAACAGAGUCGGCUCCUUCCUGGUGCGGGAGAGCAGCAGGGAGAGAGGUCUGUAUUCGCUCUCAGUGAAGCACAGGAUCGUAAAGCACUAUCGUAUCUUCAGACUGGACAACAGCUGGUACUACAUCUCCCCUCGCCUUACUUUCCAGUGCCUUGAAGAUAUGAUCAACCACUACUCUGACUUUGCAGAUGGCCUUUGUUGUGUAUUGACCACCCCCUGUCUGUCAGGCACCACCCCGCCAUCAGAUGUAACUCCUGUAGCUCCAUCUGUUGUCAUGCGACGCAACUUUGACUGGAGGAAAGUAGACAGGAGACAGCUGGUCAGCACAGCAUUGGAAAGUGACAACACGGUGAGCUACGGAGUCAGGAACAGCAUCGCUGCAUACCUGUCCUUUUCUGGGAGUCAACACUCUGCACAGAUGGGAGCAGAGCGCAGGAAGAAAAAGAGUAAAUCUGUUUAUGCUCUCCCUGAAAGCGGCCUCGCAAACACUGACUAUGAUGAUGACUUCUAGAGACAGCAGCAGGGUUUAAAAGACUGGAAUACCUUCAAGUGGAGGACAGUAGAGGGCAUCCUUCUCUGAAAUCCACCACAUUUCUAAUGCCGGCAGUGGGCUGCACUGACCUGACAUUUGUGUUAAACAUCCCAAACAUCAAAGCGUGUUAUAGUUUCUAAUGGGAGCACUUUUAAGUAUUUUAACAAUAACACAAAUUACAUGACCACUUACACAUUGACUCAGCUGAUGAGACAGGACUAUAUGGAGUUGAACUGGUGCAAUUGAACUGUGAUGUGUAUUCUGCACAUGAGUCGGAAAAACAAACAGCCUGGCAGUAUGACAGUAUAAAGGAGACUUGAAUGCUAUGGGUAUUGUUGGGUAAUAUUAAUGUGUAUAUGUGGUGUUCAAACUAUUUUUAUACUUUGUUCAUAAUAAAUAUUAUAUGGUAAAAUUGG
Messenger RNA from Siniperca chuatsi (mandarin fish), 1653 nucleotides. It is a transcript of the gene sla1a, whose product is annotated as Src like adaptor 1a. The record is from RefSeq and is a predicted model, not a curated record. The transcript is spliced from 7 exons. Lineage: Eukaryota; Metazoa; Chordata; Actinopteri; Centrarchiformes; Sinipercidae. Bases 179 to 1216 code for a protein of 345 amino acids. Gene Ontology annotation, molecular function: protein binding.